Molecule: messenger RNA, 2733 nt
Organism: Juglans microcarpa x Juglans regia
Lineage: Eukaryota; Viridiplantae; Streptophyta; Magnoliopsida; Fagales; Juglandaceae
Product: cyclic nucleotide-gated ion channel 1-like
Exons: 11
Coding region: 1-2529 (842 amino acids)
Source: RefSeq, a predicted model, not a curated record
AUGGUCGUUGAGUUCUACUGUGCCAUGGGAGAACUUAGCGCUGAUGCUUUGUCCUACACCCUAUCGGUCCGGGGAGUGAGUAUUAAUUUCUCUCCUAGCAUUAUUGCUAACUUCCUUAACAUCCCGCGCGUGGCCGACGCAUAUCAUGCAGUGGCUACACGGGGAUCAGCGGCUGCACCAUAUGAUUCCGACUCACCGGCCGCAUCCUCCACGUUAGCCCCGAAUGUAGACUCGGAUACUAGUUCGGAUGGUAGUGAGGAUGAGAAUCUACCUGAUGAUGGUCUCACAGACGGUCAGAUGCGUCAGCUUGUGCGAGACCUAUUGGCUCCUCCAUAUGAUGGGAGCAAGUGUCGGCCACUGAGCGGAGGUCGCCACAGAUGUGGCCCCUUAACAACAUCACAUUCAACAAGAGCAAGAGUGUCUAAUUCUAAGCUCAAGUUGGAGACAUAUAAGCGUUACUGCUUGACAGAUAUGGAUGAGGAGGAUAAGGCAAAGAUCAUUAGAACUAAAUUACGUGGCAUCGAGUCUUGGAUAAGCACAAUCGGACUCUCUUACCAGUUAAAACACAUAAUCAAGAGCUAUGUGACACCAUUAAUACUCGAAGAUCAAAAGAAAGAUAUUGAUACAGAGAAUCCAUUCCCUCAUCUUCCCACACCACUUGGAAGAUUGAUUAAGCAGCAUCUCUGCUUGCCCCUGCUAAGGACAGUGCCAAUAUUUGAAAAUGAAAGUGAAGAAUUGUUGUAUGAGAUCACUUGCUUUAGUAGUUAUGAUUCGACGUUGGAAUUCUCGAGGAAGCGGGCGAGUAAGUGGGAUGUGGCGUUUUUAGUGGUGUGUGUAGUUGCAGUAGCAGUGGACCCUUUGUUCUUUUAUCUUCCUGUCAUCAACGAGUCUACCAAAUGCAUUACUAUAGAUAAGACUUUGGAAAUCAUUGCUAUUUGUGUGCGAUCGUUCCUGGAUUUGGUUGCUUUAGGGGAUUUGGUUGCUCGGUCAAUAGCGAGCAGUGUCGAUGACUGUUACUCGAGGUCAGACUACGUAAUUAACAUUCUCAGCAUUCUUCCAGUCCCUCAGGUUCUAGUGCCAAUUAUAUUUUCUGAAAUGAUCAAAGGUUUGAGAUUCCGGCACGGCAGGAAAUUCCUAAAUGCAGUUGUUCUUUUGCAAUAUGUGCCAAGAAUUUUCCGAAUCUACAGAUUGUGGAAAAUAGUCAACCAGACUAUCAUCCUACCUAAAAGUAUCCCACCAACUGCAACUACUCGGGUUAACGUCGUGAAUGCAGAAAGCAAUAAGUAUCAUGUCAUCCCACCCAAAGGUUUUAUAGUGAUGAAAGCUGGAUUCAAUCUCUUUCUGUAUCUCGUUGCCAGUCAUGUGCUGGGUGCUUUUUGGUACUUCUACUCCAUCGAACGAGAGACCACGUGCUGGCACGUGGCCUGUGAACGGCAUCAGACAGAUAUUGGAUGUAGCGAGACUUCUUUCAACUGUCAUGCUGGUUUUGGAAAUCACACGAUUUUAAAUGAUUAUUGCUCUUUAGAAAAAAAUACAAAUACAACUCUCAGCUUUGAUUUUGGAAUAUUCCAAGAAGCCCGUCAAUCUGGUAUACUGGCGUCCAUGGAUUUUCCGCAAAAGGCCAUGUUCUGUUUCUGGUGGGGACUGCGAAAUUUGAGUUCAUUUGGUCAAAACCUUGAAACAAGUCCUUAUUAUUGGGAAAACUGCUUCACAGUUCUAAUCUCGAUCUUUGGCUUGAUUCUGUUUUUAUACUUCAUCGGAAAUUUGCAGGUGUAUAUGCAGUGGGAGGUAUCUAACGAGCUAGAGGAGAUUUAUAAGCGGUCAAAAUUUAAGCAGCAUAAUAAGAUCAUGAGAACAAAAUUACGUAGCAUUGAAUGUUGGAUAAGCACAAUUGGACUCCCUGACCAGUUAAAACAGAUGAUCAUGACCUAUGUGACACCAAUACUAGAAGAUCAAAACAAACAUAUUGAUACAGAAAACCCAUUCCCUCAUCUUCCCACAGCACUCGGAAGAUUGAUAAAGCUCCAUCUCUGCUUGCCCCUGCUAAGGAGAGUACCCAUAUUAAAAAAUGAAAGUGAAGAAUUGUUGUUUGAGAUCACCUGUAAGUUUCUCAAGCAUGUGCACUACAAUCAAAGCAGCUACAUUGUUCGAGAGGGAGAACCAUUGGAUGCACUGAUCUUCGUGGUAAAAGGAAUUGCGUGGACGUAUACAAGUAAUCAUGGCAACAAAACUGAGUGUGUUGAGACAGGUGACCACUUUGGAAGACGUCUUGUAAAGUGGGUGCUGGAAUCCCCAACACUAUCCGACCUUCCCUUAUCGACAAGGACUCUCAAAUGUCAUACAAAAGUUGAAGGGUUUUAUCUUAUGGCUACCGACCUCAAGGAUAUGUUGUCUCAAUGCUGGUGGAAAUUUAGCAAGUUUAGACACAUCGUCGAAUCUGACUCUGAACAGCUCAAACAUUUUGCAGCCUCAUCCAUCCAAGCAGCAUGGCGCCGCCACACCAUCCAUCCUCAUAAAGUACGUACUUGAAUGAGGCUACCAAGUCUGCCCAUGCUGUUGGCUAAGGCUACUGUCACCAACAGCUCCCCAAGUUUACAUAACUGUACCACUUAAUAAUUAAUUUAGUGUAAUCAAAUGCUCUUGCUCUUUGUCCAAAUAUAAUAAAUAGAUUGUUUAAGAGGACUUGUAUUAUGUUGUGGAUUAAAUGUUGCACUUGUUUUUUUUAUGUCAUUA